AUGAACCCAAUUCAGCCACCACGAUACGCAAACGAUGUUCAAAGUACGCUUGAUAUUUUAUCCUUUGAUAAUAAUGCGCAAAUCGAUGAUGGAGUUUUGUCUUAUGAAACUCAAUUAUUGUAUCAACAAGAUGGCAUUAACAUUAACAAUCAAACCAUAGUUCCACUUUAUUCUUUACGACUUCUCGCUUCUUCAUAUAACGAUCAUCAAGCUCGCGAAAAUAUGAUAAGCCCUUACGCAAAUACGUUUACUUUUACUCAACAAAAUAAUUCAAGUAGUUUUCCUCGUGUUGUGGAUUUAGUUCAAGAAUCAUAUACCAUUACGGAACCCUCUAAUGAACCAAAAUCUCGAAUUAAGUGGACUGAAAAAGGAGUUAAAUCAUUAUUUGCUUAUUUAAAUAAACACAAACAA
Funneliformis caledonium is the source of this 411-nucleotide messenger RNA. The record is from the annotation of a GenBank genome assembly. Lineage: Eukaryota; Fungi; Glomeromycota; Glomeromycetes; Glomerales; Glomeraceae.